Molecule: messenger RNA, 1391 nt
Organism: Schistosoma rodhaini
Lineage: Eukaryota; Metazoa; Platyhelminthes; Trematoda; Strigeidida; Schistosomatidae
Source: the annotation of a GenBank genome assembly
AUGCGCACCACUUCGUGGUGGCUAGAUAUAAAAUCCUUACUAUCUAACCCAGCCUUUAUGUGUAUUAGCUGUGGAUAUACAUGUGUCUGUUUUGUUUUGGGUUCACUUUCUUGGUUUGCGAUUGAUCUAAUCCAGUCAGCUUUAAAUGCAAUAAACGACGAUCCUUCUGCCUGGAGGAAUUACAAUAUUCCUAUUGUUGUUGGAGCCUCAACAUGUCUUGCCGGUAUUUUCGGCGUCUUAUCUGGUGCAAAACUAGGUCGUUAUUUACGUCGAUGGGUUCCUGCGGCAGAUGCUUAUGUUUGUUCUGCAAGUCUCUUUAUAUGUGCUCCAUUCUUAUUCUUUGCUCUGGUGUCUCCAUCCUGGAAUUUCUACGUAUGCAUUGCUCUUGUUUUCAUCGUCGAAUUUCUUCUAUGCAUCACAUGGGCACUUGUGACUGAUAUGACUAUGGGGGUAGUUAUUCCUACUCGCCGUUCGACAGCAUCUGCGCUUCAAAUGGUUAUGAGUCAUGCACUAGGGGAUGCCAUCAGUCCGGCUAUCGUUGGUCGGAUUGCAGUAGCUCUUACAGAUCUGCAUUCAUUAGAAACACAAUAUUUAGGCUUACAAAGAGCAUUAUUUCUUACUGCGUUUGUUUGUGCUCUGGGAGGUUUUUUAUUUCUUAUAGUUACUUUAUAUUUGGUUAAAGCUAAGAAUGAUGUUCAUAGAGCUAUUCAAGCUUCUCAACAUGACAUGGUUGCUGUAAUAAGCGGACACGAAAUUGAAGUUCCUGCAACCCCAUCACCUACUCAUAAUGAAGUUUUCACUUGAUCAAAUAUAUUCAUCAGUAAUUGUUUAUAUAUAUAUACUUAUAUAUCUAUUCAACUUUAUGCUGCUCAUAUUAUCUCUUAAUAUUAAAUUGUUUUAUUUCUGUUUCUAUCGUUUUGUAUUAUAAAAGUAAACCAAUAGCAAAUAGAGAGAAUUUUGAUACAUUGAAAGGUCAGCAUUUGUUUUUCUUGUAGUUACAUUUGUUACUCUGACAGGUUGUCUAUCUAUCUAUCUAUGUCAUCAAGGCAAUAGAUUUUGUGUCUUGUUGAACUAAUAUUCUUAUUGUUAGAUUUGUGAAUUACUUGUUCUCUUUUUCUAAGUACCAUUAUUACUUUUUAUUCUCUUUACUAUCAAUACAGAAAUCGUUCUGUUCUUUGUAUAUUCAAUUUAAUUAUACUUAAAUGAUUAAAUCAUCAUUGUCUUUGUAAUAGGGGUAAUUUCAACAAUAUUUGAAGAUAAAACAUCAGUCAAUCAUUAUUGUGUAAAAUAUUCGGUUUUAAUGGGGAUCUCUUCUCUGUAUAUGUUUUCUUUUCACUUAUAUUUCAAAAAAGAAGUUUAAUAUAUGAACUAUUGGGUUUAUCAGAUUAUAA